GAACGAUCAGCAGCCGUUGCCAACCGUCAGACGCAAGCGCGUUCGUAGUCUACGAACUCGAACUGUUAACUGCGCAGCGCUAACUGUUAACUGCGGAUGCGUCUGAUGGUUGGCAACCGUUGCUGAUCGAUUGGAUCGUACUACGAACAAACCUAUUGUUUUGCUUUUGCCUGCGUGCAUUCUUGUUCAUUAAUCAUUAAUUUGUUAGUUUAUUGUUCAUUUUGUAUUUUUUAUACCUACUACAUUGUAAACACAGCACAUGCACAUCCCCCCUUAUUAAUUAUUUAUCUGUGAUUGUAAAUACUGCAGGAAUAGGGAAUGUUAAGGUGGAAAAGUGGAGAACAUUCACAGCAGUUAAAAUAAUUAUUGUUUAUGAUAUUUUAUACAAUAAAUAUGUAAAUCGGAUCACCAUCUGGAUUUCAAAUAAACACCGUAUUGUACUGGGACCACUACCAGGUGUUUUAUUAUCAUUGAAUCAAUGUACUAAAUAAUUCUGUAUAUUUCAAAUAUAUUCAUUCAGUUUAUAUGUCAGCUAUGGAUUUUAAAGUUGAAAUUAAGGAUGAGCCUGUCGAAUAUAUCCAAAAGGAUACAGAGAGCCAGCUAUCCACAUCCAUAGAUCUGGAAAACUUCAAAAAUGAAAAAGAAGAUAAAUCAGAAAUGGGACUAAACGCUGAAAUCAAGGAAGAGUUUUCAGACAGUUGUCAAGUAUAUACAAAGGAUCAGCUGUUUACAUCGCCAGAUCUUAAAGACUUGGUUAAUGAAGCAGAUGAAGAUAACUCAGGAUUUUCUCAGAACGUAAUGGAAAACAUGAAAACUGAACUUACAUGCACUACAGAACAACAAAUAAGCGCAAACACUGAAGAAAAAACAUCAAAAAAUUCUAUUUGUGAAUGUAAAAUUUGUUUUAAGCAAUUUAGUCAAGCAGGUUCUUUGAAACUACAUAUAAAAACGCACAGUGCAAAAAAAAAUUUUUACAAGUGCAAAAUUUGUUUUAAGCAGUUUUCUCAAAAAUAUAAUUUAAAGAGUCAUUUAAGAUUGCACACUGGAGAAACUCCUUAUACGUGUGAAAUUUGUUUUAAAACAUUUACUCGAGCAAACCUUUUGAAAUUACAUUUGAGAGUGCACAUUAAAGAAACACCUUACAAGUGUGAAAUUUGUUUUAAGCAAUUUAUUAAUUUGAGUAAUUUGAACAGACAUAUGAAAGUUCACAUUGGAGAAACGCCCUAUAUGUGUGAAAUUUGUUUUAAACAGCUUACUACAAAAAGUAGUUUAAAAGUACAUUUAAGAUUGCACACUGGAGAAACUCCUUAUAAGUGUGAAAUUUGUUUUAAAAAAUUUACUCAAGCAAUCCUUUUGAAAUUACAUUUGAGAGUGCACAGUAAAGAAACACCUUAUAAGUGUGAAAUUUGUUUUAAGCAGUUUUCUCAAAAAGGUAAUCUGAAUACACAUUUCAGAUUGCACACUGGAGAAACGCCUUUCAAGUGUGAACUUUGUUUUAAGCAGUUUUCUCAGAGAGGUCAAUUAAAUGUUCAUUUGAGAGUGCACACCGGAGAAAAACCUCACAAGUGUGAAAUUUGUCUUAAACAGUUUAGUCAAGCAAAGAAUUUGAAAUUACAUUUGAGAGUGCACACUGGAGAAAAACCUUAUAAGUGUGAAAUUUGUUUUAAGGAGUUUUCUCAGAAAAAUUGUUUAAAUGAUCAUUUAAGAUUGCACACUGGAGAAACGCCUUACAAGUGUGAAAUUUGUUUUAAGCAGUUUAGUCGAGCAUACGUUUUGAAAAAUCAUUUGAGAGUACACACUGGAGAAAAGCCUUAUAAGUGUGAAAUUUGUCUUAAGCAGUUUUCUCAGAAACAUCAUUUAAAUGUUCAUUUGAGAGUGCACACUAGAGAAAAGCCUUCUUCCUUUUAAGUGCCUUCUCGAUUGAGGUUGGCAAAUUUCUCUGUGUUCUGUGCUUGUAUCUUAAAAAGUAAUUGUAGAAUUAUCUUCUUCUUCCUGCUUCCUUAAUAGGCGUUCCAUCUUCGGGUGCCUCCUCAUCAGAUAUCCAGGUUGUCAGUCCAUCUCUUCCUUGGCCCCCCUAUACUCCUUCGGUCGUUUGGUGAUCUAUCUCGUGCUAUCUUUACGAGUCUUUCUUCUCCCAUUCUGCUUAUAUGGCUAUACCAUUCUUUUUUCUCUUCAGUGUCCAGUCAUUUAUAUUCUCUAUAUUAAAGUUUUUCCUGAGGGCUGUGCUACGUUGUCUAUCCCAAAAUGAUUUUCCUGUGAUAUCUCGGACUAUUUUCAUUUCACACGUUUCCAUCAGCCUUUUUGUCCUUGUGUUGUCAGGUCUUGUUUCCGCAGUGUAAGUCAUAAUUGGCCUAACUCAUCAUCAUCAAUGGUGCUACAGCCCUAUGAAAGAGCCUCGACCUUCCCAAGUCUAUUACGCCAGUCAGUCCUAUCCAUUGCCAACCGUUGCCAGUUUGCUGCGCCUAUUUUUCUGCCAUCCUCAUCUACACCAUCCUUCCAUCUAAGUUUUGGCCUACCCCUAUUUCUACUUCCCACAGGUUGUGACAUAAGGAUUCUUCUAGGAGGGUUGUUAUGCUGUGAUCUUGCUGUCCUGUCCAUCUUAGUCUUCCUAUUCCUUAUAACAAAUACUACGUCUUUACCACCAAAUAUAUGUUUAUAUCUGUGGUAUACCUCGUAGUUGUACCUCCUCAUCCAAAUACCAUUUUCACAGAUGCCACCGAAUAUGCCUCUCGGGAUCCUUCGUUCAAAUAUAAGCAGAAGGUUUUCAUCUGUCUUGGAGAUGGUCCAUGUCUCUGAUCCAUAUGUCAACACUGGUUUUAUAAGGGUUUUGUAUAUGGUUAUUUUUGUUUUUUGGCUUAAGUUUCUGCUUCUCAUAUGUCUACUCAGUCCAAAAUAGCAUUUGUUCGCUAAGAUUAUCCUUCGCUUGAUUUCUUCCGUCAUGACGUUCUCCUUGGUAAUCAGGGAGCCUAAGUAUGUGAAUUUGUCCACCACUUCAAAGGUAGAGUUAUCAACAGAGAAUUGGUGACCGAUGUUUCUGGCUCUAUUGUUGGGUGUUGAUGCCAUAAUCUUAGUUUUCUCCUCGUUUACUUUCAGGCCCAUAUUUUUUGAGGCAUUUGAGAAGGUGGUAUACAUUUCUUCUAGUUUGCGUGUUGUGCGGGCAACUAGGUCCACGUCAUCGGCAUAUGCCAAAAUUUGGGAUGAUUUAUUAAAAAUAUUUCCUCUGUUGUCUAUUCAGGCAUCUCUAACCGCCUUUUCCGGAGCUAUGUUGAAGAGGAGACACGCCAGCGCAUCUCCCUGUCGCAGACCAACAUUCGUUUCAAACGCCUGUGAUUGUUCGCCCUGUAUUUCGACUUUGCAAACAACUUUACUCAUUGUAGCCUUAACCAAUCUUAUCACUUUGUCAGGGAUGUGAAAUUCAUCCAUGGCUUCAUACAAUUUAUUUCUUAGGACACUAUCAUAGGACGAUUUAAAAUCUACGAAAAGAUGGUAUGUGUCGAUAUUGAAUUCAUUGGUUUUUUUCAGUAUUUGCCUUAACACAAAGAUCUGGUCUGUUGUUGAUCGACCAGGCCUAAAACCACUUUGGUAUUCUCCAAGAAGCUCCUCUGAAUGUGCACUUAGGCGACCAUAUAAGAUGCUUGAAAAUAUUUUGUAAGCUGUAUUAAGGAGGGUUAUUCCCCUAUAGUUUCUACAUUCUAAUUGAUCACCCUUUUUGUGUAGCGGGUUUUUGGCCUAACUACUGUUCUAUACAUCUUGGCCUUUGUUUCUGUCCGUAAAUGUCUGUUGCGCCAGAUAGUGUGUUUAAGACAUUCUACUAUUCUGUUAGCUUUGUUUAUUUGUUGGGAAACUUCCGCUUCUGUGUCUCCAUAACUGUGCAUUAGCACUCCCACGUAGCUGAUACUUCUUUGUUGUUGGAUUAUUUUGCUGCCCACUUUCAGCUUGCACCUCAUUGAAUCUUUAGAGAUUAACAUACUUGUUGUUUUAUUUGGUGAUAUUAUCAUGUUGAACUUUCCUGCUGUUAUAUUAAAUUGAUAUAAAAGUCUCUGAAGGUCAUCUUCACUCUCUGCAAUAAGUAUGGCAUCAUCUGCAGAGCCUACUAAAGAGAUAAUUUUUUCACCCAUUCUGUACCCUAUACUCAGGUUUUUGACUUUAUGAAUAAUUUCAUCCAUGAUGAGGUUAAACAGCAGCGGGCUCAAUCAAUCUCCUUGACGUAUACCUCUUUCCACUGGUAUCGACUGUGUUAGUUUGUUAUGGUGGUUCCUCCUUAUCUGGACCAUCUCAGAUAGUUGGGGGUUGGUUACCCCCUACUAUAGGGGUUGAUGAAGUAAACACUACUUACGGUAUAUUCAUUUAUUCACAAUUCGGAGUAACUACGGUAAAGAGUUGGUGGCUAAUAUAUGUUCAACCUCUGGGGUCUCAAAUAUCAAAUGAUGAGUCUUUACGCAAUGAAUUUAGAAUGUGGAAUUCCCUGUCUAUGUUUUGUAUAUAUAAAAGUGAAAGUGUUUGUAUUAUAAAUGCUGAAUCAGCUUGAUUAUAAAUAAAGAAUAAUAUGUGCCACUGAAAAGCUGACCUUGCAGUAUCGAUAACUGAUACACUUGUGUAGUAAUCUGGGUCAAUCAUGUGUAUGAAAACAAACGUAUUUGUUUACCAAGGACAUUUAAAUAUUAAAAGAAAUUGUCUUGCUCUUAAUAGGAUGCUUACUAACAAAUGCUGUGAAUCCAAAUACAUUGUUAUUAAUUCUGGCCUGUAUGUUAUUCCUGCUGUAUAUGUUUUCGAUAGGCUUGAUAAUAUCUGACGGUAUGUUUCGUUUAUACAGGGUGUCCAGAAACUCUACCGACAAACGAAAACAGGAGAUUCCUCAGAUAAUUUUAAGACAAUUUAACUCAAUUCAUCUAGUCCGAAAAUGCUUCCUAAGGGAGCUAGAGCUCUUUGAAGAUGGCGCCAUGUAAUUAGUUUUUCUUAAAUACCUCUAGAACGCUUCUAUUUAGAAAAACGAAAAUUGGUAUGCUUAUUUAGUUUCCAGAAAUGAAUCGAUUCCAUCGAUUGUGAAUUUUUAGUACCGGCCAUAGGCGUCCGUUUUGGGUAGGGCAACGGUUAUUUUAUCGCCUAACUUUUUUGUCUUUGGGAGCGUUCAAGUAUUACGUAACGCGAUUUUCGAAGAUUUUUUACCCCCCCCCCCCCACAUAACGCACUCUUAUGGGAGUUUAACAUUGGCGUAACGCAAUUUUUGAAGAUUUUUAACCCCCCCCCCCCACCUGCGUUACGUAAUACUUGAACGGCCUCUUUAAUUUUUAAGCAUUUUUGACGCUGAAUUAUUAAAUUGUGAGGUUUUCUAGUACUAAAAGGUACUCUUACUUUAAGUCGAUAGGAUACACCGUUUUCUAGAAAAAUUUAUUUGAAAAUUUUUCGUUCUGUGAAUUUCAAAAAAGAAGAAUAAAAAAAAUUAUUUAGAAAGAUGAAAACUGGUAAAUUUAUUUAUAUUCCAGAGAUUAACCGAUUUCAUUAAUGGCGAAUUUCUAUUACCGGUCAUAGGCUUCCGUUUUGGGUAGGUCAACAGUUACUUUAUAGCAUAACUUUAUUGUCUUUAAUUUUUAAGUAUUUUUGAGACUAGAUGAUUCAAUUAUGAGAUAUUCGAGUACUAAAAGUUACUCUUGCUCUUAGUUGGUAAAAUACAUCGUUUUUUUUAAUUUUUUUUCAAUUUUUUUUUCAAAUUCCCAAAACUAAAAACUUUCAAAUCGAUUUUUCUAGAAAACGGUGUGUCCUACCGACUUAAAGUAAGAGUACCUUUUAGUACUAGAAUACCUCACAAUUUAAUAAUCCACUAUCAAAAAUGCUUAAAAAUCGAAGACAAAAAAGUUAUGCGAUAAAAUAACCGUUGCCCUACCCAAAACGGACGCCUAUGACCGGUACUAGAAAUUCGCAAUAGAUGGAAUCGCUUCAUUUCUGGAAAGUAAAUAUGUAUACAAAUUUUCGUUUUUCUAAAUAGAAGCGUUCUGGAGGUAUUUAAGAAAAACUAAUUACAUGGCGCCAUCUUCAAAGAGCAUGGAGAAGAAUUGCCAGAGACAGGGGCGAAUGAAGGAUUGUUCUGAAGAAAGCUUUGGCUCAUAAAGAGCUGUAACGCCACUGAUGAUGAUCUUCAAAGAGCUCUAGCUCCCUUAGGAAGCAUUUUCGGACUAGGUGAAUUGGGUUAAAUUGUCUUAUAAUUAUCUGAAGAAUCUCCUGUCUUCGUUUGUCGGUAGAGUUUCUGGACACCCUGUAUAACAGGUGAAUUACGUCAUUCAGCUCUACACGGUCGAAUGCCCUUUGCAGAUCUAUGAAGCAACAGUAAGCCGGGACGUUGUAUUGUAGUGAUUUUUCCAUGACUCGCCUGACAACAAAAACUGCAUCGUUACAGGAUCGUCCGGAUCUAAAGCCUUGUUGUUCAUCUGCUAGAUCUAUUUCGUUGGUGAUUUUGUUGGUUAUGACUUUUGUGGUCAAUUUCAGAGCGGUACUAAGCAGGUUUAUUCCUCUGUAGUUUUCGGGUACCGUUUUAUCACCCUUUUUAAACAUUAAGGUGGUUGUGCUAGUACGCCAGCUGUUAGGUAUUGUAUGUCCCGAAAGAAUUUUUUGUACAAGUAUCCUUAGUUGUUCAGUUAAAGUGUUUCCAUCGUAUUUCAGCAUUUCGUUUGGAAUCUUGUCCGGUCCUGGAGAUUUACGGAUUUUCAGUUUUUCUAACGCAUUAGUAAUUUCCUCCGUUGUGACGAUUACAUUUUCGGUUGUUAUUUCUGGAGUUUCUGGUAAGGUCUGGUCUUUGCCUGCCUUAAUUGAGUGAGAUAAGCGGUCCAGGUAUCGACAUCUAUUUUGUUGGUUUCUGUUAAUUCGCUUAUUUCUUUUCUCUGCGUUCUAAUAAAUCUCCAUAUUUGCCUUUGCAGUCCGUAGAGUAGUCGGCUUCCAUUCUUGAUGAGAAAACCUGCCAGUAUUCGUCUUUGGUCUUCUUUACUAAUGCUUUAGUCUCGUUUCUUAUUCUUUAGUAGUUAUUGUAAGCUUCUGUUAUUGUAAGCUUCUGGUGUUUGUUGUGAUCUGUACCUUAAGUGGGCUUCUCGUUUUUCUUUACACUUUGUUUUGAUUUCUUGUCGGAACCAGGGCGUUUUGUUAGGUUUCUUGAGGUUUAUGUUUACUGUUCUGGUUCCCAACGCUUUACUUGCUGCCGAAUUCAGAUUAUCUUCUAGUUUUUUCCAUGCUAUUUCUAUGUUAUCUUCCUCCAAGAUUUUGUUUGCUUCUAUUUUGGAAGUUAGUCUUUUCUGAUAUAGAUAUCUGAUUGAUGGUUGCCACAUGCUUUCGAUGUUUAUUCUUUGUGUUUUCUCAACUGUUUGCGAUCUUCUUGUUUUCCAUCGGACUUCCAUUCGUAUUUUGCAGAUAAGCCGACUAUGGUCACUUACCACAUUCGCUGAGUUCGAGGUUACCACAUCUAAUAUUUGGGAAGGAUGUAUGUUCUUAUUUGUUGUCAUGUAGUCUGUAGUUGACUUCUGACCCCUCGCAUUGUCAAAUGUGUAUUUAUGUUGUUGUGUCUUGUGAGGGAAGUAGGUGUUAUUGAUGCGCAAUUCGUUGUAUGUGCAGACAUUGAUCAUUGACUCCCCAUUAUCAUUUAACACGUUUUCAUUAUAUCUCUGCUUAAUGUUUGGUAUGAUGUUCUUCCCAAUUCGGGCAUUAAAAUCUCCCAUCAACAAGAGACUGUCAUUUUUUGGGAUGUUGUCUAGGGUUUCUUGCAGUUUCUCAUAGAAUGCUUCUUUUUCCGCCUUUGGCUUACAGUCUUCUGGACUAUAUACACUUACUAUACAGUUUCAGCGAGAAAGUUUCGGAACAUUGCAUUGACCACAUGUACGGUUGAACUGCAUUUAACAUAGUGGACCAAUAUAAAACUUCGACACACAGAAAUCCAUACCAUGUUGAAAGACAUUGUGUAAAAUAUCGUUCAACUAUCUGUCUCCUUUGAGGAGGUGCUAUUAUAGCCCAUAGCGCCGCCCAAAGUCAAUGUUGCCAAGCGAUCUAUAAUAAUUCGAUUUGCGGAUCUUUUUGAAAGUUAUAUCUGCUUCAUGUCUUCGCAUAAAUCGGAUAUUUGUCUAUAUUUUUCAGUGUAACUACCAAUCUACUACAAAAGACUAAUAACAAAAAUAAACUUAAUGCUUAAUGGUUUGUAGUUAUUUCCCGUCUUUCCUGUAAACUGUAAAUAUUUUAUGGUUAAACGUUAUACCUUGUUUGAGAGAAAUAUCUAGAGAAAUGCGAUUGACAACACUGUCCAAACGUCUUACUGCUCAGAAAAGGAACGAGCUUGUCUAGACGUGCAAGUCUAGAGGAAGCGGUUUUUGGGCGGUUUUAACUAAGUCGUCAGUCAGGUUAGUUAGUCCUGCUUUUGCCCUUCGCAGUGUUACUAGCUGAAAAGUCCGUUGCGUGAAAAUAAAGUAAUUUCGUAAAUACAUUAAAAAUGUAUGAACUUGAGGCAAAAUUUCAAAUUUUAGCUUGGUAUUUUGGAGGUCACUCGAUUCGAGAUAUAGCAGAUAAUUUAUUCGUGUUCGUUUUGCGAAUAGGACGGCUCCUUCGAUUUCCACAGUCGAAAGAAUAAUUCAAAAAUUUCGCAGAUGUGGAUGUAUUCAAAACUGCCACAAGUGUAACAAUCUUGGUGAACCACCUAUUCGUCAAAAGAGUGAACAAUGUAUAAAUAAAGAAAUUAAUGUUUGUGGUGCUGUUGAAGCCAGUCAACCGUGUUCAAGCAGGGAAAUUGCUGAACAAGUAAAUUUAAGCCAAAUUACUGUUCGAGGUAUUUUAAAAAGGAAUGGAUAUCGAUGCUAUAAUUAAAGUUCAAACAACCCAAGAACUUUUUCCCGAGGACAAUACUAGACGAAUGGUAUUCUGUGAAGAGAUGAUGAACAAGCAAAAUGCUGACCAAAAUUUUUUAAAGAACAUUUUAUUUACUGACGAGUCGACAUUUUCUCUUCACAGAAAACACAAUUCAUCGAUUGUUCGGUAUGGGUCUCGAGAAAAUAAACAUUUAAGCAUUCCUGUGCGAACACAAUACCCGCAAAAACUUAAUGUUUGGUCGGGUAUUUUGGGUGAUUAUGUAAUAGGCCCCUUUUUUAUUGAGGGCAACCUCAACGGCACUAAAUACCUCGAACUGCUACAAAAUCAAAUUGUUCCGGCAAUUCAGCAACUUCCGAAUAUGAAUCUCGGAGAUAUUUGGUACCAGCAUGACGGAUGUCCCAGUCAUAAUACAAGGGCAGUUACCGAAUAUCUCCAAAGGACAUUUCCAAAUCGGUUAAUUGCAACAAACGGUACAAUCAAGUGGCCUCCAAGAUCAGCAGACCUCUCCCCAAA
This is a messenger RNA of Diabrotica virgifera virgifera (western corn rootworm), 9345 nucleotides long. Its product is annotated as zinc finger protein 664-like. The transcript has 4 exons. Bases 526 to 1908 code for a protein of 460 amino acids. Lineage: Eukaryota; Metazoa; Arthropoda; Insecta; Coleoptera; Chrysomelidae. Gene Ontology annotation, molecular function: RNA polymerase II cis-regulatory region sequence-specific DNA binding; DNA-binding transcription factor activity, RNA polymerase II-specific. Gene Ontology annotation, cellular component: nucleus. Gene Ontology annotation, biological process: regulation of immune system process; central nervous system development; negative regulation of transcription by RNA polymerase II. The record is from RefSeq and is a predicted model, not a curated record.